GGCGUUGGAUCUUUGGGGUUCCGCAGUCUGGAGCCCCUCCUUCCGCAUUUCCUCCCCCCUCCUCCUCGCCCCCGGUCUCUCCUCAUAAGCGAUGUCCCAGCGCGUUCUCUGCACAUGCAGCACAAAAGGAGCAGGAUGGAAAAGUCAGCCCUGGUCUUCAUCGUCUUCCUGACGGGAACGUUUCGGGCGAUCGCCGACAACGCCACAGAGAGCGCCACCACCUCCGAGACCACCAACAGCGGAGGCACGGCCGGGAGCACGCCGACGUCGACUCCGGGGUUGAAGUCUACGGCGAGCUGGGCGCCAACGCCGCCGCGUCCCGGCAAGAAGGAGGAAGACAAGCAUAAGGACAAACCUGAAAUGGGCUGUCCUCCCCUGGGUCUGGAGUCCCUCAGGGUGGACGACACCCAAAUCCAGGCGUCCUCCUUCCAAAGGUUCGGUCUGGGUCCUCAUAGGGGCAGGCUCAACAUCCAGUCAGGCAUCGAGGACGGCGACCUGUACGACGGCGCCUGGUGUGCCGACUACAAGGACCGGCACCAGUGGCUGGAGGUGGACGCCUUGCACCUCACCCGCUUCACCGGAGUCAUCCUGCAGGGCCGCAACACCAUCUGGAGACGAGACUGGGUGACCAGCUACAAAGUGCAGCUGAGCAACGACUCCGUCAGCUGGAAGAGCAGCAUGAACGCAACGCAAGAAGCGAUCUUUGAAGGCAACGGCGACGGCGAGAGUCCGGUGCUGGCCUUGCUCCCCGUGCCCGUGGUUGCGCGUUACAUCCGCAUCAACCCGCAGAGUUGGUACCCCGAUGGAGACAUCUGCCUACGAGCCGAGAUACUCGGGUGUCGCCUUGACGAGCCGCAGGAGAGCGUUUCCUCAGCGCGGGAGGGCGGGUCAAAGGAUAAUCUGGACUUCCGACACCAUAACUACCAGGAGAUGAGAAAGCUGAUGAAGUCGGUGGCGGAGGAGUGUCCCGACAUCACGCGCAUCUACACCAUCGGGAAAAGCUACAUGGGCCUCAAACUCUACGUCAUGGAGAUCUCGGAUCAUCCCGGGAAGCACGAACUGGGCGAGCCGGAAUUCCGCUACGUGGCCAACAUGCACGGGAACGAGGUCCUGGGUCGCGAGCUGGUUCUCAACCUGAUGCAGUAUCUGUGCCGCGAGUACAAGAGGGGCAACCGGCGCGUGGUCCGGCUCAUUACCGAGACUCGCAUUCACCUCCUUCCCUCCAUGAACCCGGACGGCUACGAAAUAGCUUACGCCAAGGGCUCCGAGCUGGCCGGCUGGGGCGAGGGACGGUACACCUACGAAGGGAUCGACCUGAAUCACAACUUCCCGGAUUUAAACACCAUCCUGUGGGAUGCUCAGGAGAUAGCCGAGGACCCGUCUAAAGUACCCAACCACUACAUUCCCAUUCCGGAAUACUACACGAAAGAGGACGCCAUGGUGGCGGCGGAGACGCGCGCCGUGAUCAGCUGGAUGGAAGACAUCCCGUUCGUGUUGGGCGCCAACCUGCACGGGGGCGAGCUGGUGGUGACUUACCCGUACGACGGCACCGAGUUCUGGGCCCCGCAGGCCAACACGCCCACCCCGGACAAUUCCUUCUUCCGCUGGCUGGCCACCGUCUACGCCUCCACCAACCUGGCCAUGGCGAACCCCGAGCGCCGCCUGUGCCACACUGACGACUUCCAGGCGUACAACAACAUCAUCAACGGCGGAGCUUGGCACCACGUGCCCGGAAGCAUGAAUGACUUCAGCUACCUGCACACCAAUUGCUUCGAGGUGACGGUGGAGCUUUCCUGCGACAAGUUUCCUCACGCCAGCGAGCUUCCCAUCGAGUGGGAGAACAACAAAGAGUCUCUCCUCCUCUUCAUGGAGCAGGUUCAUCGAGGCCUGAAAGGGGUGGUGCGGGACAAGGAGAGCAAGAAAGGAAUCGAGGACGCCGUGAUCAAGGUGGAGGACCACGGGCACGACAUCCGAACAGCCGCUGACGGAGACUACUGGCGCCUGCUGAAUCCGGGCGACUACAAGGUUGUGGCGUGGGCCGAGGGCUACCUUCCGGCUGUUCGGCACUGCCGCGUGGGCAUGGAGCCCCGCGCCACCGUCUGCGACUUUACGCUAACGCAGACGCCCGCGCAGCGCCUGAAGGAGAUCCGCGCCAAGGGCGGCAAGAUCCCGCAGGACCUGCAGCUGCGCCUGCGGGCCCUUCGUCUGCGUAAGCUGCGCGCCAGCACCAAGGCCAUCAACCAACGGCGAGAGGGCAGCAGGAUGCAACGAGAGCAGGCCCGCAAGGCGCGAUCCACCUCCUUGCGGUUAUGAGGAGUUCGGGAUUGAAAAAAACGCGCAGCGACACGACACCGCACGGCGGCGGCGCCUCACUGUCGGACACGUCAUUAGGUACACCUGCCACAUCCAAAAUGGACGCUUGACGGUGCUGUCCAGUCGUAAAAUCACUUUUGGAAAAGGAGCAUCGAGCCAAAAUAUUUUUUUGUGCAAUAUUACGUUUUAUAUACCGGGACGAGUCGAAACAAAGCAUUCUGAGUCAUGUCGCGUUGAAGGAAUAGUGAAAUGAAACUGAUUUAGUCAUCCAUUUUCCAUUCGAGGGAGCCACAAAGUCGAGCAAUAUCGCCCCCUACUGUCGACUGCUCUCACGUUGACAGUGCAAAAAUCACGUGAUCAUACAGCGAAAAAGCCCCCCCCCCAAAAAAUAGAUCAGCGAGUCCACAGGCACCAAAUUGUGAGGAUGCAGGGCUCGACUGUACCACGUUUCUUGAAAAAAAUAUAACUUCCCGAAAAAUAGCAAAUAUCACCAUUCUGCAAUGAAUUACUAUUAGUUAAAAAACAAAUUGAAAUUACUUUAUUUUUGUGCCAGCAACACUUUUCAUUUUUAGAAAAAUGUGUUGUAUUCAUACAUUUUGAGAAAAAAAGAUUAACAUUUGAAAAAAAAUACAAUUUUUAAACAUGACUAUUUUUGAGACUGACAUUUUAGUUAAAAAAAAUAGGGCAUUCGACACAUGAAAAUGUCCCCUCUAAAUCACAAUACUUACAAUUUUUUGGGACGGCCUGGGUUUAACCUUUUUCCUGCUAUUAACAAAGACAAAAAAAAAAACAUUCUCGUAAAUGACAUUUUUAUCCUCAGCGGCAAGCACGAUUUUAUUUUCCAUAAUCAACACAUUUAUUUCGAGUACAAUUUUGUGUGGCGCCUUAACUGCCCAUUUGAACUGUGACAAAUGAAUGAAUAAGUGAACGCGCAACCGGUGAAGUCGCGGCAAUUCUGUUCAACAACUGUUGAAGGAUGACAAAUGGCACGAUGCCGUGAAACCACCCUUUCAAGUGUCAGCUGGUCUGAUGUCGAGCGAAUUGACUUUGACUCAAGUCCAAAAGGACCACACUGUCUCAUCAAAUUAUUGUUUGAAUAAAAGUUCCUUCUACUGUA
Messenger RNA from Hippocampus zosterae (dwarf seahorse), 3430 nucleotides. It is a transcript of the gene cpxm1a, whose product is annotated as carboxypeptidase X (M14 family), member 1a. The transcript is spliced from 13 exons. Bases 115 to 2313 code for a protein of 732 amino acids. The record is from RefSeq and is a predicted model, not a curated record. Gene Ontology annotation, biological process: proteolysis. Gene Ontology annotation, molecular function: metallocarboxypeptidase activity; zinc ion binding. Lineage: Eukaryota; Metazoa; Chordata; Actinopteri; Syngnathiformes; Syngnathidae.